AUGGAGUUAAAAAAAUUCCACUAACGUUUUGUUUAUAAAUUCAAAAUAGGAAUAGAGGAAGUAAAAGAAAAAAAAAACCAAAGCUAAAAAGCCGCAUUUAAAAGACACAUUACAAUUUUCAAAUCACAAUAAAGCCAGCCAUUUCUAGUUUAAAGCGAAUAUAUUCUAGUUUUAUUAAAAAUACUAAAUCGCCAUAAGUAAUCUGCAGAAGAAGAAGCAAAAAUCCAAAACUUUUUGUUUUUUUUGAAGAUAAGAUUCAGAGGUGGAUCAGCUCAAUUACAAAAGAUAAUAAUUUAUUUUUACAAAGCAUAGAUCAAGAUGUAUACUAAUCCAAAAACGAAUAGCGUCAUGAUAAAUAAAAAUGAUAUAGACACAAAGAUUGCUUUUUAAAAUAGUGAUGCGUUUCAUGGGGAAAGUAACAAUUUAGCAAGAUUAUCAAAACCAUCAUAAUAAGCUGCUUUAAAAAACAACGAUACUUAAUUAAUCGUGAAAAAUGGAAACUAAGCUUCAGUAGGUGGGAGUAUUUUGCCCAGCUGCCCUUAAACAAACGCCACUUUAAACAUGAAUAAAUAUUUCUUAAACAAAGAUGAGGUGAUAAUUAGUAUAGAAGGGUUUAGAUUUUAGCCUUAAUCCUUGUAUGUCCACUGCGGUACUAAGUUAAUAUGGUAGGUAAAGCAAAACAAACCGUAGUACAAUUCUCUUUAUGAUUCUACAGGUCCUCGCUUUUUUAUUGUUAGCAUUCCUUAGUUAGAAGAGGAAAGUCCACCAAUCCAUGAGAACGAAUCAUUUAGUUAUGUAAUUGAUUAAUUAGGAAGUUUUGAUAUGAUUUGCCCAAAUUACACAAGGAUGAAAGGUUCUUUGAUAGUGGUUGACAAAUCUACUACAAUUAAUGACCUCACAAAAGAUUAAUAACCUAAAUAUUUCAUGGAGCAUGUUGAUGAAUACAAAUACGCAUCUUAAAAUUUAAGUAGCAGUCUUUAAUAACAACUCUAUUAGCUAAAUUCAUCUAAUAUAAUUCCUUAAACAUAAGUAUUUUAGCAACAACCAUAGGAAAAUUCCUAAUAUUUAAUAAGUUCAACGCUUGAGAGUAGUGGUAAAAACUAUUAAAACUCCAAUCCAAUAGCUGCAUAUUAUAGUGAUACUUGCGCCCCUCAGAUAAAUUUGAAUACUUACAACUCAUAACUAUCAAAUAGUUUAGUUUUUAGUAACUAGCUCUCUCAUAAUAACCUUUAAAAAAAUUAACUUUAUUACUAAAUGUCAAACUCAGCUGUUUUAUCAACUAAGGAACAAAGGUAAGAUUAAAGUAGCACUGAAUAUGCAAGAAAAAAUUACAAUGAAAAGAUUUCAUUAGCAAAAAGUGCUUCAUUCAAAUCUCUUCAACCUGUUUUAGAAAACAAUGAUAAAUUGUCAUAGGAAAGCUUUAAAUAGCUACAAAAUACGAAGUAAGAAAAAAUUUUAACAAAAAUAAUAGAUUCUAAUAAAUCAGAAACAGCAGAAUCUGAAAAAAUCACUAAGUAAUUUUUGCAGGAGCUACAAAAUGAAUAGAAUAGUAGACCCAACAAGAAGAAAAAUGCUCACUACUUACAACUAUAUAAGGAUGAUUUCCAAGAAGAUGCUGAAGAAGAUGAAGAUGAUUUAGAAUUCAGCGAAUUAAACAAAAUGAAAAAAUUAGAAUCAGAGAGUAAAAAAAAAUCAAACCUUGUUGAAUUUUCAGAAUCUAAAAGAGACACCCCUAAAUAACAAGUCUAAAAGCCACAAUCAAAUGAUAAUGAGUAAAGUCCCAAAAAAAAUAAUGAAGAAGGGAAGUUGAAAAAAAACUCAAACAUUGCAUAUUAGCAAAUUUAGAAUUUGGAAAAAAUUACUAAGGAUAUUUAAGAACCAAAUGCAGCUAAAAAAGAAAAAGAUAACUCUUGCUUACUAGAGUAGUAAUUGCUUUCAACUCCGAAAAGAAAAAGUCUAUAAAAAAGAGAAAUUGAUAACCCUAAGAAAAAAAGUAUUAAAAUAACAAGCAAUAGUAACAGUUGCAAUACCAGCUACUCUUCAUAAAAAGUUAGCUCAUAAUAAUAGAUUUAAUCAAUUAGGGAAGAUUCUAAAGAAUUAAAAUAAUCUAAUUCAUAAGGCUCUUAGAAAAAAAUAAAAUUAUAAACAGAAAACUAAAUUACAAAUUUAGACACCUUAUCUGAAAAACAUUUUGAUGAUACUUAAAACAAGUAAAUAUAGCAAAGUUGUUUAAGUUCAAGCACUAUAGCUACUAAUGCAACUGUACUAGCCAUUGAAGAUAAAGAAUAAGCAAGAUAUUAAACAUAAUAAGUUACUAAGACCUAGAGUUUACCUUAGUUUUUAUCAUAAAAUGUAUAAAUUAAAAAACUAAAAAAAAUAAAUACAAAUAGCCAAGUAAUUAAAAAGAAUGAACUUAAUCCAUACAGAAAAUAAGACAGAUAAGAAGAUAUGAAUGGCUAUAAUAGUGAUUAUGAGUGCUAAAAUGAAGAGGAAGAAGAUGAAGAAAAUGGUAAUGAAGAAGGAGAUAUAGUAAAUGAUCAAAAUAAUAAAAAGAAUCAAACGUUAAAUUAGGCAUCUAACCCUGCUAGUAGCUUAUAUUUCAAGGGUCAUAGCUUUUAAUAUUUUAGAAAUCAUCAGUCUAACUAAUACGCUAAAUUGAGAAUACCCCAUGAAAAUGAUGAGUACGAUGAUGAUGAAGAAGAUGAAUAUGACUGCAAUACUAUUAUAUCAGAAGAAGAUGCAAGUGUAUAUGCUUCGAAGGAAAACUCACUUGUCUAUCGUAGAAAUAAUAGUUCAUCUAAUUUACAUUCCUCUGGUAGUCAACAAAUUGGUUCAAAUAUUAACCCAAAUAACAGUUUUACUGCUUCCUAAACUUUAAAUAAAAGAUUUACAAAAAGAAUCAGAAGAAAUUACAGGAAAAAACCUAAAAUUGGUGUUUUAUCUGAGAAUUAUUUAAAAUCACCUGCUUAAUCUAUUCUAACUACAGCAGAGAGCUCUAAAUAUUCAGAUACUACAAAGUAGCUAUCUUAAAAAGGAGAUUUCGAUUUAGAAGGAAACGAUAUACAUGAGAGAGGUAGUUUACUUUUCUAACAUAAAUAUUCCCAAAAGCGUCGUGCUUCAACUGAUUAAACUAUUUAGGAGAGUAGGUAUCAUAAUAAUAAUGAUGAUUCUGAUACGCGCUCUAUCAAGAGCUUGAAAAACGAGCGUAACAUUGCAAAUAAUAAUAAUAAUGCAAUUAACAGUAGCUCUAAUAAUAGUAAUAAUGCAUGUGGAAGUACUUAUGUUUGCUAAAAUUAAUCUUGCAAUUACUAGAUGAAUAGUUAGAACUAAUAUUAAUAGGAAUGCUGUCAUGAAAGCGAUAACGAAGGUGAAUGUGUUGAUCUAUUUGAUAAAUAUAACUGCAACAAGUUUAUCAAAGUAAAUAAUACUUGUUGUAGUCACUUAAACAGUGCAAAUAUUUUUGAUUUCUUGAAAUAAUAAUCGAAGUUAUAAUUCUUGUAUUUCACUGAAAACUUUUGCAAGCAGGAAAAUUAGAAAAAAAUACACAAACAUAAAAAAGAAGGCAAUAACAAUAGUGCAUCAUCCAGCUAAUCUGCUGGUUCUCUGGAAGGUCUCUAAGAGAACCGCGAUGAAAGCAAGUCUGUUUCAUCUCAAAACACAAAUAAUUUGACACAUAUAAGUAAUCCAUGCCAAGAAUAAACAAAUCAAAAAAUAAUCCAAAAUUAUAAAAUAAAUACACCUUUGUUAAAUAACGAAAUCGUUAGUGUAGCUAAAUAAUUACCUCUGACAGAAGAUAAAAAUGAAGAAAUUUAAGAACAAAUUUCUUUUAUAAAGAAUUUCUUAGAACAAAGAUACGAGAUAGAAAGCUGGUUAUUAGAAGCAGGAGGGGCAGAUGAUUUAGGAGAAAUAGAAGACUAUUGA
This is a messenger RNA of Tetrahymena thermophila SB210, 3921 nucleotides long. RefSeq lists its product as hypothetical. The record is from RefSeq and is a predicted model, not a curated record. Lineage: Eukaryota; Ciliophora; Oligohymenophorea; Hymenostomatida; Tetrahymenidae. The transcript has 4 exons.